This is a messenger RNA of Hyla sarda, 2926 nucleotides long. RefSeq names its product thioredoxin interacting protein (gene TXNIP). The transcript is spliced from 8 exons. The record is from RefSeq and is a predicted model, not a curated record. NCBI's taxonomy places the organism in Eukaryota, Metazoa, Chordata, Amphibia, Anura, Hylidae. The coding region runs from base 156 to 1331 and encodes 391 amino acids. Gene Ontology annotation, molecular function: ubiquitin protein ligase binding. Gene Ontology annotation, cellular component: cytoplasm. Gene Ontology annotation, biological process: protein transport.
CUUCCGGAUGUUUACAAGUACUUUGGCUGCAGCGAGUGAGGAGCUUACAGUGCGCGUGCCAUAGUAGACCCAUAGACAAUUACCAGGAGUCCUGAACAAACAAAAAACAGUAUUUUACUUAUUUUAUUCAAAAGUGAAUAUUACACACAGACACCAUGGUGGUCUUCAAGAAAAUCAAGUGCUUCGAGGUGGUCUUCACAGAGCCUGACAAGGUCUACUGUGGAGGGGACAAGGUGACUGGAAAGGUGCUGGUGGAAGUGUGUGAGGUCACCAGGGUGACAGCGGUCAGGGUGCUGGCCUGCGGAGUGGCCAAGGUCCUCUGGUCCAGUGGAUCCCAACAUUGCAAGCAAGCGAUGGAGUACAUGCGAUACGAGGACACCCUGCACAUGGAGGACCAGCCUACUGAUUCUGAUGGCUCUGUAAUCCUAAGACCUGGCAACAAAUACGAGUACAAGUUUGGAUUUGAGCUUCCUCAGGGGCCUUUGGGUACCACUUUCAAGGGAAAGUAUGGAUCUGUAAAAUAUUGGGUCAAAGCAUUCCUUGAACGUCCAUCACAUCCAGCUCAGGAGGUGCGGAAGAAUUUCGAAGUGGUUGACUUUGUGGAUGUUAACACUCCAGAUUUAUUGUCUCCUAUUUCUGGCAAGAAGCACAAGAAGAUGACCUGCUUGUUCAUUCCUGAUGGACACAUCUCCAUGAGUGCCAGUAUUAACCGCAAAGGAUUUUGUGAAGGUGAUGACAUCUGCAUCUCUGCUGACUUUGAAAAUACCUGCUCCCGUAUUGUGGUCCCCAAAGCUGCCAUUGUCUCAAAGCACACUUAUUUGGCCAAUGGCCUAACCAAAAUCUUCACCCAAAAGCUCUGCAGUGUCAGAGGAAAUCACAUAAUCUCUGGAAUGACAGACUCUUGGAGGGGAAAGAGCAUCCGUAUACCAAAGAUCAAGCCAUCCAUCCUUGGGUGUAACAUCAUGCGAGUGGAGUACUCCUUACUGGUUUAUGUCAGUGUUCCUGGAGCAAAAAAGGUCAUUCUCGAUUUGCCCCUUGUGAUUGGCAGCAGCUCAUCUGGUCUUAGCAGCCGCACCUCAAGCAUGGCCAGUCAGGCAAGCUCUGAAAUGAGCUGGGUUGAAUUAAACAUACCUGGAACUCCGGAAGCUCCACCAUGUUACUUGGACAUCGUGCCUGAAGACCAUAGGAUAGAAAGCCCGACAACUCCUCUGAUCGAUGAGUUUGACAACAUCUGUGACAGUCCCAUUUUCAUGUAUGCUCCGGAGUUCAAGUUCAUGCCACCUCCAACAUACACAGAGGUUGAUGUCAAUAAGAACACCUGUGGACAUUAAACAGAACAAGAAGCACUUGACUAGUUCACCAUUUUGAACUCUUACAUAGCACUGUUGCAAACAGUUUCUUAGCCUCAUAUGGCCUUAUCCUGCUGGGGUUCAUUUGAAGAAGCUGAAAACAAUGCAAAGCCAAAUAGUUGGCUAACUUGCCACCCAAAGACUGUCUAUUUUGUUCAAUGUGCCAUCGCAAUGCAAAGUCUUAGGGCUAGGGCUGGCCUGCUUAGUGCACCCCCCUGGGCUGGCGUGGGGGAAUAGAAGACAGAGAGGACACUCCAAUUCACUGUUAGUUCACUGAAAAGUGAUGGAUACUGAUUUAAUACCAAACGUGUAUCACAUGAUGACUGGUUUCAAAAUCAAGAUCAACUUUUUUUUUUUUUUUUUUUAUAUUUAUAUUCUGAGUCAAGUAUUUCAAUGUACUUAAGAGCAAAAUGUGUAAAUCUGCUAUGUUGUACACAUUCUGGUGCCUUUUUAUACACAAAUAUAUAUAUUCCAGGUCAUUCCAGUUGAGGGCAAAUGAACCUCGAUCUGCCACGCUUUGUAAAGCGCUCUCUAUGAAGAGGUUAUAUAGACAAAGAUACUAAAUCUUUUUUGUAUUUUCAAAGUAGAAAUUUUUAUGUAUCUUUAUGCUCGUGAUCUUUGUGUGUCAUGGCGCACACUUAAUAUCCUGAGUACAACCCAUAUAUUGCUCUUAACAAAAUCUAUAAGUUAAUGUGCAUGGUUAUGUAACAAGCAUUUUGUGUUGUCUUGAACAUGUUGUAGUGUUUUUGUAUUAUAAGCGAAAGCAGUGUUAUAUCUUAGUUUUUUUGUUUUUUCUGUGUAAGCACUUGUCUCAUUGUAAGCUAAUAUUUUUUUCUUUAGGGCAGAUAGACUCAACCACUACACCUAUGACUUAUUCUGUUGCUUUAGCCUGAAGGUCUUCCAGGUCUUUGCAAUGCAACUGGUUUUGUCUUAUGUAGCAAAAAUGGACUGCUGCUUAUUUUCUACUAUGCCUUUUUGUAAACAGACUGUGACAACUUUUUUUUUUUUUUUUUUUUUAAGUGACUUUAAAACAUAUUGGCAAUAAAGGGAAUUUGUAUAUUCCUACCUGCACAGAGAUGCAGUGAGUUAUACUCCAUUUUGUAUGACUUAAAGGGCUUUAUAAACAUGCUGCAGUGUAAUAGAAGCCAUACUUUAUUAUUUUUAUUUUUUCAAUGCACUUUGGUCUAGGUUUUGGUUACAGAGAUUCAUGGCAAGUAUCUUGUAAAGCAAUUUUUGGCAACUUGAUGGGUAGGGUAUUAUGGGACAUAUCACCAAUGCUUGCCUUGUUUCCCUGGUAAAAAAAAAAAAUCUUGCGUUUUUUUUUGUUGUUGUUCAGAUGUCUGCCUGCUUUCAAGUAUUGAUACUUUCUAACAGAAUGCACUUAAAUAGUAUUUGUACUGUCCCAUGGCACUGCAUCUCUACAAGACUUGUACACUAUUUGUUGAAUGUAUGCUUGCAUCGAGGAGAUCUUUUUAUGUAUAAAUGUUUUGUAUAUCUGUUAAAGUUUUCUAUUUUGUACUAUAUUUGGCCCAAUUUUGGGCAUUUUGUUUGUUUUUUUUAAAUUUUGAAUAAAAGUU